AAGUAGUAACACUGGAUAUGUUGCUGUUCUUAAUUGUGGGAUUGCUCGUACAUUUGGUGUUCUUCGCCUCCAUCUUUGACAUUUAUUUUACGUCUCCUUUGGUUCAUGGGAUGACUCCUCAGUUUACACCAUUGCCUCCUCCAGCGAGAAGAUUAGUGUUGUUUGUUGCUGAUGGCCUGCGAGCAGAUGCACUUUAUGAGUUAGAUGAAGAUGGAAAUUCUAGAGCGCCAUUUAUCAGGAAUAUCGUAAUGCAUGAAGGCAGCUGGGGGGUCUCUCAUACACGUGUGCCGACGGAGUCUAGGCCAGGGCACGUAGCCCUGAUCGCUGGGUUUUAUGAAGAUGUCAGUGCUGUUGCCAAAGGAUGGAAGGAAAAUCCUGUAGAAUUCGAUUCUCUUUUUAAUGAAAGCAAGUACACAUGGAGUUGGGGAAGCCCAGAUAUCUUACCUAUGUUUGCCAAAGGUGCUACUGGAGAUCAUGUUUAUACACAUAGUUAUGAAGCUGAAAGAGAGGAUUUUGGUGCCCAUGAUGCAACAAAACUGGAUACUUGGGUUUUUGAUAAUGUUAAGGAUUUCUUUCAUGCUGCCAGAAACAACCAGUCUUUGUUUUCUAAGAUAAAUGAAGAGAAAAUAGUUUUUUUCUUGCAUUUAUUAGGAAUAGAUACAAAUGGACAUGCUCAUCGACCAUACUCAAGGGAAUACAAAGACAAUAUUAAAAAAGUUGAUGAUGGAGUGAAAGAAAUUGUGUCCAUAUUUAAACAUUUUUAUGGAAAUGAUGGGAAAACUACAUUUAUCUUUACCUCUGACCAUGGAAUGACAAACUGGGGUUCGCACGGGGCUGGUCAUCCUUCAGAGACUUUAACUCCUUUAGUCGCUUGGGGAGCUGGAAUCAAGUAUCCUCAAAGAGUAUCAGCUCAGCAGUUUGAUGAUGCAUUUUUAAAAGAAUGGAAAUUGGAGAACUGGAAGAGGCUUGAUGUCAAUCAGGCUGAUAUUGCACCACUGAUGGCUUCUCUUAUUGGAGUUCCCUUUCCCCUUAAUUCAGUGGGAACCCUUCCCUUGGAUUAUCUGAACAACACUGAUCUGUUCAAAGCAGAGAGCAUGUUUACAAAUGCAGUCCAGAUUCUCGAACAGUUCAAGGUGAAAAUGACUCAGAAAAAAGAAGUUACAUUAUCUUUUUUGUUUACUCCAUUUAAGUUACUUUCUGAUUCUAAACAGCUUGACAUUUUAAGAAAAGCAAGAUCUUAUAUAAAACAGAGAAAAUAUGCUGAGGCAGUCUCCCUUUGCAAGGAGCUGAUCCAUCUUGCAUUGAAAGGAUUGUCCUAUUAUCACACUUACGACAGAUUCUUUUUGGGCAUCAAUGUUGUUAUUGGUUUUGUGGGAUGGAUAUCAUAUGCUUCUUUGUUGAUCAUCAAGUCUCAUUCCAGCCUUAUAAGAGGUGUCAGUAAAGAAGUUAAGAAUCCAAGCCGUCUCCUGCCAUGUAGUUUUAUAGUUAUUGGUAUUUUAGUAGUAUUUUUCCUGCUGAUUCAAGCCUGUCCCUGGACUUACUACAUAUAUUGUUUGUUGCCAGUGCCCAUAUGGUAUGCAGUUCUAAGAGAAUUUCAAGUUAUUCAAGACCUUGUCACAUCACUGUUGACCUUUCCUCUGAGUCAUUUUGUAGGCUAUCUGUUAGCCUUUACCUUGGGAAUUGAAGUAUUAGUUCUCAGUUUUUUCUACCGCUAUAUGCUUACAGCUGGACUCAUUGCAUUUGCGGGUUGGCCAUUUUUCACCCAGCUGUGGACUCAAGCAAAGAUCACCUCACUGAGUUGGACUUUCUUCUCGUUGCUUCUGGCGGUGUUCCCACUGAUGCCUGUUGUAGGACGAAAACCAGAUAUCUCUCUAGUGUAUGAACAGUGUUUUAACUUUUAUUCUUUUCAACACAAUUGUUUGUAUGAAGCUCUUUUUCCAUUAGUAUUGUCAUGCUUGAUGUUUGCCUGGAUAUACAUGGAACAAGAAACCCUACAACAAUCUGGUGUUUCCCGUAAACAGAAGCUCAGCAGUAUUGAAUUUUCCUGUAAUACAGAUAUAACUCAGUUUCGACAGCUCUAUCUGGAUGAUAUCCGCAGGGCCUUUUUCUUUGUUUUCUUCCUAGUGAUAGCAUUUUUUGGAACUGGCAAUAUAGCAUCUAUUAACAGCUUCGACCUUGCCUCUGUCUAUUGCUUUCUGACCGUGUUUAAUCCUUUUAUGAUGGGAGCCCUGAUGAUGUGGAAGAUUUUAAUCCCUUUUGUUCUUGUGAUGUGUGCUUUUGAAGCAGUUCAGUUAACUACCCGGUUAUCAUCAAAAAGCCUUUUUCUCAUUGUUCUCGUUAUAUCAGACAUUAUGGCACUGCAUUUUUUCUUCUUGGUCAAGGAUUAUGGCAGCUGGCUUGACAUUGGAACAAGCAUCAGCCACUACGUGAUUGUCAUGUCCAUGACCAUAUUGCUGGUGUUUCUGAAUGGCCUGGCACAGCUACUCACAACAAAGGAACUCAAACUGUGUGGCAAAUCCAAAAGCCAUCUCCUAUGAUGUUGCUGAAGUCGUCAUUCAGCAUCUGGAUCCUAUUUCUCAUUCUCCUUAUAAACUCUAGCAUGCCAUAAAAUCCCGUCAAGGAUUCAGUAAGAAGAUGGAUAUUGAUGUGUACAGCAUAUUCCAUUCCUAUAAGGGAAAUUAUGUUUGGAAUUUUGAAUUUACAGCUUAAGGACAAUAAAGGAAUUUCCUUUUUCUUUUAUGUUUUGCGUGCAGGAAAUAGUCAUUAAGUCUG
This is a messenger RNA of Trichechus manatus latirostris (Florida manatee), 2772 nucleotides long. Its product is annotated as GPI ethanolamine phosphate transferase 1. The record is from RefSeq and is a predicted model, not a curated record. Lineage: Eukaryota; Metazoa; Chordata; Mammalia; Sirenia; Trichechidae. Gene Ontology annotation, cellular component: endoplasmic reticulum membrane. The transcript is spliced from 25 exons. Gene Ontology annotation, biological process: GPI anchor biosynthetic process. The coding region runs from base 18 to 2537 and encodes 839 amino acids. Gene Ontology annotation, molecular function: mannose-ethanolamine phosphotransferase activity.